Molecule: messenger RNA, 767 nt
Organism: Silurus meridionalis
Lineage: Eukaryota; Metazoa; Chordata; Actinopteri; Siluriformes; Siluridae
Product: ints3 and nabp interacting protein
Exons: 4
Coding region: 127-438 (103 amino acids)
Biological process (GO): DNA repair
Cellular component (GO): SOSS complex; nucleus; nucleoplasm
Source: RefSeq, a predicted model, not a curated record
GCAGUGCGCAGCGCUUUGACCCCGCCACACAAAACACACAAAGGAGGACGAGGAAGAAAUUACAGCUCUGAAAACAAAGCGUGAUUCCGCUUCAUAAAUGAAUUAAAUUUGAACUUAAAUUUAACGAUGGCGUCAAAUCCACCGGCACAAGGUACAGGAUUUCAGAAUAAAAACCGAGUGGCGAUUUUAGCGGAAUUGGAUAAAGAGAAGCGGCGCCUGAUCCAGAGUCAGUCUAUGAACAAUCCAGGAGCCAGUAUUCCGCUCUCCAGACCUCCAGUGAAGGAGUUUCGGGAUCACGCAGAGCAGCAGCACAUCGCCGCGCAGCAGAAAGCAGCGUUACAGCAUGCACACGCUCACUCAUCAGGCUUCUUCAUCACACAAGACUCGUCGUUCGGGAACCUGAUCCUCCCCGUGCUGCCGCGACUCGACGCAGAGUGACCAGGAGAAGAAGACUCGUUCUUAACCAGACGUUUCACCUUCUACAGAUCUGCUCAAUUUCAGGGGUGGGGUUUCACCUGAGAAAAUCUCCUCGAGCUCCACUCACUGAUUACACGGUUCAUUCACAUACAAUAACAAAAUGUGGACUUGAGCAGCUGUUCUACAUCUGUAUCAUCAUCAUCAUCAUCAUCUUCUAGCAGUGCAGUGGCUCGAGUGCUGGAAUGACUGGAUGAAGCCCUCGUGUGAAAAAUGAAUCAGUUUCAUGAACAUGAACCUUUUAUUAAAAAAAAAAUAGUUUGAGAUCAUUAAUAAAUCCUUCUUUAACUGAA